Messenger RNA from Laetiporus sulphureus 93-53, 345 nucleotides. RefSeq names its product carbohydrate esterase family 16 protein. The record is from RefSeq and is a predicted model, not a curated record. Bases 1 to 345 code for a protein of 114 amino acids. Lineage: Eukaryota; Fungi; Basidiomycota; Agaricomycetes; Polyporales; Laetiporaceae. The transcript is spliced from 3 exons.
AUGACCUCAAAAGCCAGCUCGAGGUUCUUCGAGCAUUAUCCUAAGAAGAAGACAGCAGCCUCGAAACCGCCUUUGGACGCAAAUAAAUCGCUAUAUGUCAUCUGGCUAGGAACCAACGAUUGCGGGUAUGUAGGAACAUACCAUAGAUAUCUUGCGACACUGACCAAUGGCUUACCCAUAGACAAACCGACCCCGUCAGACCUGGAAGAUAUUGUAGACAGUCUUUUCACAAAUGGUCUGGACGAGCUCUACGUGAAAGCUGGCGCUCGCAACUUCCUCCUCAUCGACGUCCCACCGAACGAGCGCUCUCCAGCAGCUACGAUCCUGUCGACCGACAUUUCUUAA